This is a messenger RNA of Anastrepha ludens (Mexican fruit fly), 5426 nucleotides long. It is a transcript of the gene Pde11, whose product is annotated as dual 3',5'-cyclic-AMP and -GMP phosphodiesterase 11. Gene Ontology annotation, biological process: signal transduction. Gene Ontology annotation, molecular function: protein binding; 3',5'-cyclic-AMP phosphodiesterase activity; 3',5'-cyclic-GMP phosphodiesterase activity. The record is from RefSeq and is a predicted model, not a curated record. Bases 438 to 4679 code for a protein of 1413 amino acids. NCBI's taxonomy places the organism in Eukaryota, Metazoa, Arthropoda, Insecta, Diptera, Tephritidae. The transcript has 17 exons.
ACGAAAGCUAUUAUGAAAGUGCAUACAAUAACAAGUCAAUUACAGUUUUUAAUAUUAAAAUCCAAAGCAAAAGUCAAAACAAAAGCGGUGCAGCAACACCAGCCACGGCAGCUGUUAAUUAAAUUUCCAAGGCAACAGCAACCGCAACAACAACAACAAACAAUAAAACAAACAGCGAAUGCAGCAGUAGAAAAAGCACCCAAGCAACAAAAAGAAGUAAGCAAACAACAACAACGCAACACCGAGGGCGACGAGCAUUUGUGGUGCAACAAUUUUACUUUACUGCAAUUGAAACGUAGCAAAUUGGCUAUCACAGAACUGACAGAUUUGCUGCGGCUAAAGUCGACCCAGUUGGUCAACGACGCAGUGCCAGAAAAUAAAUCAAAAUUAAAUUCUUUAAGACGGAGGGACUAACAUUCGCAUUGCUGGCGGGCCCCAUGGGCCAGGCUGCAAGUAUGUGCCGAUUUCGUGGAUGUCGAUAUAAAAAGAAUAAGACUACUAAGAAUACAACAACAACAACAACUGCUGCGACAACAGCGGCAGAAACCCCAGAGGCAACAACAACAACGGCGGCAAGCUCGACAACGGCAGCGACAACGACGCAAAGUUUGCCCGAAUCAGGCUUACAGCUGCGAAGCAUUGAAGAGCCGAGUUCGCAGUACCAAACACAAGCACACCAUCACCACCACCACACAGGCCGAAUGCCUGCGGCGGAGCAGGGGGGCACAGGGUGCGUAACCUUUGAUAGCGCCAAUGCGUUAAGUCCGCGCACCGGUGUCCCCCUGCAACUGCAAACAUCGCAACAUCAAUAUCAUUACCAACAGCAACAACAAAAUCCGCACACCAUGCAACAUACAACACAGAAAGGCUUUGAUGCCGAACAGGCGCGCAUGGAAGCGUGGAUGGAUGAGAAUCAAGAUUUUGUACAGGAUUAUUUUAUAAGAAAGGCCACACGCCAGGUUGUUGAUACUUGGCUCGUGUCACAUGCCACCUCCGCUGGAAAUGAUGUCUCUUUGACUGGCUCACCUACACACACCAACGGUCAGAGUUGCUCAUCACGUGGCGGAUCAGGAGCGACAACACCAGUGAGAAAAAUUUCAGCACACGAAUUUGAACGCGGCGGUCUGCUGAAGCCAAUUGUCAAUACCAUUGAUGGUACACCGACAUUCUUAAGUGUAGGCACACAAAAUGAUUGCUCAUCAAAUAGCAACAAUAUUGGCGGGAGUAAUGGCAAUAACAUUGGCACUGGCGGUGGCAACUGUAAUACAGCCAAUGGCACGGGCACAAUGGGUGCUCAUCACUAUCAUCAUCAUCAUCAUGGGCAGACGGGUCAUGGCAUUGGCGGUAUGGGCUACUAUCGGCCACAACGUUUGUCACGCAACGAACUGAAGGCGUUGGAUGAGAAGGAGCUCAUUUUUGAAUUGGUAAAGGAUAUCUGCAACGAGCUGGAAGUGCGCACUUUGUGUCAUAAAAUCCUGCAAAACGUUUCGAUUUUGUUGAAUGCCGAUCGUGGCUCAUUGUUUCUGGUACAAGGACGUUGCAGCACCGGCAAUGAUGGACCCAAAAAAUGCCUCGUUUCCAAACUGUUUGACGUUUGUCCACGCAGCACCGUGGAAGAGAUGGAGCAGCAGGAAGAAGUGCGCGUUGCUUGGGGCACUGGCAUUGCUGGCCAUGUGGCUGAGAGCGGUGAACCAGUGAAUAUACCGGAUGCAUAUCAGGAUGAACGUUUCAAUGGCGAAAUCGACAGUCUAACUGGCUACCGCACAAAGGCGCUUCUUUGUAUGCCUAUUAAGGAUUCAUCCGGCGAUGUUAUCGGGGUGGCACAGGUCAUCAAUAAAUUAAAUGGUGAAUGUUUCACAGAGGCCGAUGAGAAGGUAUUCGCUGCCUAUCUGCAAUUCUGCGGCAUUGGCUUGCGUAACGCUCAGCUUUAUGAGAAAUCUCAACUGGAAAUUAAACGCAAUCAAGUGCUGCUCGAUUUGGCGCGUAUGAUCUUCGAGGAGCAGAGCACAAUUGAGCACAUGGUAUUCCGUAUACUCACACACAUGCAGAGCCUCAUACAGUGUCAGCGUGUGCAGAUUUUGUUGUUGCAUGAGGCAUCGAAGGGCAGCUUCUCGCGUGUGUUCGACUUUGAAGCGAAUGAUCUCAGCCACGAGGAGAAUACGUCACGGACGAGUCCGCAUGAGUCGCGUUUCCCCAUAAAUGUUGGCAUCACCGGCUAUGUGGCUACCACCGGUGAGACUGUGAACAUACCAAAUGCUUACGAAGAUGAUCGCUUUGACGCCAGCGUCGAUGCUGAGGGCAACUUCAAGCACAAGUCCAUAUUAUGUAUGGCAAUCAAAAAUUCCCUUGGUCAAAUUAUUGGCGUCAUACAGUUGAUAAACAAAUUUGAUGAUCUGAACUUCACCAAAAACGAUGAGAAUUUCGUCGAGGCCUUUGCCAUUUUCUGCGGCAUGGGCAUACACAAUACACACAUGUACGAGAAGGCGAUUGUGGCCAUGGCCAAGCAGAGUGUGACAUUGGAGGUGCUGAGCUAUCAUGCAUCGGCGACCAUUGAUGAGGCGCACCGGUUGCGGCGAUUACGCGUUCCAUCUGCUGCCCAUUUCCGGCUACAUGAUUUCCGUUUCGAUGACAUACAUUUUGAAGAUGAUGAUACGUUGAAGGCCUGUCUCCGCAUGUUCCUCGAUCUGGACUUUGUCGAACGUUUCCACAUCGACUACGAGGUGCUUUGCCGUUGGCUGCUGAGCGUAAAGAAAAAUUAUCGCAACGUUACUUAUCAUAAUUGGCGGCACGCCUUCAACGUGGCACAAAUGAUGUUUGCAAUACUGACGAUUUCCCAUAAUGGGCAGGCGACGCAGUGGUGGAAGAUUUUCGGCGAAAUCGAAUGCUUGGCGCUGAUCAUUGGCUGUUUGUGUCACGAUUUGGAUCAUCGGGGGACUAAUAACUCCUUCCAGAUUAAAGCCUCCUCACCUUUGGCUCAAUUGUAUUCGACCUCCACCAUGGAACAUCAUCAUUUCGAUCAGUGUUUGAUGAUUUUAAAUAGUCCCGGCAAUCAGAUUCUGGCAAAUUUGUCAUCCGAUGAUUAUUGUCGCGUUAUACGGGUAUUGGAAGAUGCCAUAUUGUCGACGGAUUUGGCGGUGUAUUUUAGAAAACGUGGCCCAUUUCUGCAAUCCGUGCAGGAACAACCGCUCAGCUAUUGGGAGGAUGAAGAGCCGCGUGCCCUGUUGCGUGCUAUGAGCAUGACUGUCUGUGAUUUAUCGGCCAUUACCAAGCCAUGGGAUAUUGAGAAGCGUGUGGCCGAUUUGGUGAGUUCGGAGUUCUUCGAACAGGGCGAUAUGGAGAAGCAGGAACUAAAUAUUAUGCCCAUUGAUAUCAUGAAUCGCGAGAAGGAGGACGAAUUGCCAAUGAUGCAAGUUAACUUUAUUGAGUCUAUUUGCUUGCCAAUUUACGAGGCUUUUGCAAAUCUCUCCGACAAACUGGAACCGCUGGUCGAAGGUGUGCGCGAUAAUCGCGAGCAUUGGAUCGAGCUGGCACAACAAGUACAAAAGAAAGAGAAAAGUUCAAGCACCACCAAUGGUUGCGCGGAGACGGCAAAUCAGAAUGGUUGCAUUUCAGAUGGACGCAGUGACUUGACCGACGAAAUCGGCACGACAGUCGUUGCGAAUUGUGAUAGCAAUGCCGAUGAUGGCAUAUCAACAGGCGCUGAAUGUGAGAUAGAUGAACAAAGUGAUAGUAAAAAUCUGGAAGCCAGUAGCCAAAUCAACAAUGAGAACGAUGAUAAUGACGAAGACGAUGAACAGUUGUGCGCGGAGGAGGAGGAGGCAGGCAUUGAAGCGGAUGAUGAUGAUUCGGAUGUAGAGGCGUCACGUCAUUCCAAUGGUUGCUUUUCGUCCGGUUCGAGUAGGUUGAGCACGCCACCGCCCACAGGGGAAGACGACAGCAUACCCACCUCGCCGGCUAAGAUGGCGCAAGCCAAACUAAUAGCAGCAAAUUUGAAUAAUCUUAAUCAGCGUACGCUGAAGUCGUCGCGCACGAGCUGUCGCAAUUGUGAUUACAUGCGCUGCAACAGUACAAUGCGGAAGACCUCCUCGCUCAAGUGUCCCAAAGAGCUGCAGCAGCAAUUGAAUACGCAAACACAGAAUGGCGGCAGUUGUGGCUACUACAGCCGGAGUGCGCCCUCAAUGAGCGGUUGUGGCAUGACCAAUGCAUCAAAUUGUGGGCAACAAAAUCACAGCAAUAGCCUAAGUCAACCACUGCAGCAGCAACAGAAUCAUUAUCAUCAUCAUCACCACCACACCCACCACCAUCAUCGGCAUCAUAGCCACCAACACCAACACCAUCAUCACCACCACAACAACCAACAUGCACUGCAUAGCGGCAAUGGCGGUGCCAUCGGUACCGGCAAUACUUCGAGCGGCGCCGAAAGUGAUAGAAUACCAAAAAUAGUCGGUAAGCUGGGUAAUAUUGAUAGUCUGCAAUACCUGGCCAUUGGCGGUAAUGGCGCCGGUGAAGCUCUGCUCCAUGCAAAUGCGGUCAGUGGCACACCGAACGGUAUCGCCUUCACCCCAAAUGGACACGUCACCUAUUUCGCCGCCAGUGAUGUGCCUGUGGGGCUGCCCACAAUAACAGUAGCGACGACAGGGACGGCGACGACGACGGCGACAAGCGCAUGUGAUAAAUGAAGAGUGUAGUCUUAGCGAAAGUUUAAGAAGUUUCGAUUUCGUAUAUCAUAGAUACCUAGUAUGUAUGGAGUACUUGUAUAGGCGUGCAUAUGUGUAGAUAUGUACAUUCGUAGCUCUAAAUGCGAAAGGAAAGUGUGUUUGUAGGCGCGGCGAUCAGUGCACAGUUUCGCUGAUCGAAGCAAAACACAAAUUUCGUUUGGUAAGAGUUGUUGCUAUGUACAUAUCGAUCAGUGCAGUGUGUAGUGAGUCUGUUAAUGGCUAAAUACCGUUAAAUGUAUUUAACGUAGCAAAAAUUUUGUAUGUAAAAUAAUUAAUAGUUCUCGGAUAAUCUGUAACGCAAAGAAGAGAUAGAAACACUUUUGCUCCUCUGUAAACACUAAAAUUAGCGUAAGCUUUCGGUGCAGUGCUAAUUAUUUCAAAAUAUGGAACAUGUUUUGCUUAAAAGACCUAAUAAAGCAGUUUAAUCGAAAGGCAUUGGCGUGUGUUGCUAAACGAAUUUUGGUGAUGGCUUAUUGAACUAAAAAAAUUGUUUAUUAAAAAAAUUAAAUCUCAUUAAAAAAAAUUUAAAUUAAUUAAAAAGCAUAAUAAAUUAAAUUUUUUAAUUAAACAAUUUUUUGCUUUACAAUUUCCAAAAUGUUUCGUUUGAUUCAAAUGUUUGAAAAUUUUCAAAAAUUUUCUCUGACUCAUUAAAUAAAAAAAAAAUAUUAAGAAAAUUUUCAAUUAAUUAAAGAACAAAUUAAUUAAAUU